This is a messenger RNA of Fusarium musae, 420 nucleotides long. RefSeq lists its product as uncharacterized. The transcript is spliced from 2 exons. NCBI's taxonomy places the organism in Eukaryota, Fungi, Ascomycota, Sordariomycetes, Hypocreales, Nectriaceae. Gene Ontology annotation, cellular component: peroxisomal membrane. The record is from RefSeq and is a predicted model, not a curated record. Bases 1 to 420 code for a protein of 139 amino acids.
AUGCUUGCGCUCAAAUACUUUGGCGCAGAGCCUGGAAAGGAGGGAACAUAUGACUCCUUCGUUGGUGGCCUUGUGGGCGGAUAUUUCGUCUUCGGCGGCCGUUCCAAGCGUACGGGAAAGAUCUCAUCGGUCAACCAGCAGAUCGUCAUCUACGUCUUUGCGCGAGUGAUGCUCGCACUCGCACGUAUCGCCGUGAAGCCAGGUCACGGAUUCCCAUUCGUAUCAUCCGAACCUCUCCAUGGAGUCAUUAAUCAAUAUGCCUGGCCUGCAUUCGCGUCGCUCUCGUGGGCUAUGGUGAUGUUGAUCUUCCGAUACCACCCCGAGGAGCUGCAGUCGAGCUUGAGAAGCAGUAUGACGUACAUUUAUAAGGACUGCAACGACUUUGACUCGCUCCGGACUUUGCUUUGGCAUAACAAAUAG